Molecule: messenger RNA, 2454 nt
Organism: Sordaria macrospora k-hell
Lineage: Eukaryota; Fungi; Ascomycota; Sordariomycetes; Sordariales; Sordariaceae
Biological process (GO): sulfur compound metabolic process
Cellular component (GO): mitochondrion
Molecular function (GO): molybdenum ion binding; heme binding; molybdopterin cofactor binding
Source: RefSeq, a predicted model, not a curated record
AUGGCAUCUGCACGGCCUGCCACCCGCCUCGCAGGUGACGUCCUUCUCCGAUUUACACCUCGCCGACCUACAUCAUUAUUACUACCUACAUCACAACCACAACUAACGACAAUAAAAACUGUCUCGUCCUCAUGUCGAUCUUUCACGAUACGUACCCGCUACAUUCACGACCAUGCCUUUAUCACUCCUACUCCGCAACCGAACCCAACGCCGAAACCGCCAAAACAUGACGGUCUUCCAAAGCAGCAACAACGACAAGCGCGCGCCGCGCCCACUAGCCUGGCCGUAGGCGCUGGCGUUGCUCUUUUAGCUUCGUAUCUCUACAACCGUGAUCGCGACCAUGACAGCAAGAGCAAGACCAAGCCCAAGCUUAACCGCGACGAUCGAGAACGAGCGAAAGAUCCAGAUAAAGAACCACCACCUCCUCCUCCGUCUCCAGAAACCUUCCAACAUACCAACGAUGCCACAAACAACCAAGACACCCGCGAACCCCUCUCCCUCCCACGCUUCCACCUCUCCGAAAUCCGCUCUGCCCACUGCUCCACCUCCGAUUCCCCAUGGGUCACCUACAACGACAAAGUCUACGACAUAACAGACUGGGUCGGCGCGCACCCCGGCGGCGACGUGAUCCUACGGGCCGCUGGAGGGCCCAUCGAGCCAUACUGGGACAUUUUCUCGAUUCACAAGAACUCGCCCCACGUUCGCGAAAUCCUGGAGCAAUACUGUAUCGGCUACAUACACAUGGACGACCUGGAUCCGAAGACGACAAAGCCCAAGAUGGAGGAGAUCGAGGAUCCGUUUGCGCAAGACCCGCAGAGGGAUAGCAGGUUGGUGACGCAUACGGCUAAGCCGCGGAAUGCGGAGACGCCUAGUGAACUUGUGGCCUCCGGCGAGGGGGGUUUCUUGACGGAUCAAGGGCUUUUCUAUGUGAGGCAUCAUAUGUGGGUGCCUGUUGUUGAUGACCUGGUUAAAGAAGAGAAAGAGGUGUUGAGCGUUGAAUUACCUGACGGGGAAACGCGAGGGUACACGCUAAGGGAACUGAAAGAGAGGUUUCAGAGACAUAAAGUUACGGCGACGCUGCAGUGCUCGGGUAACAGACGGAAUGACAUGACGAGACAUACUGGCAAGACGAACGGGUUGCAAUGGGGUGUGGGAGCGAUCAGCAAUGCGGAGUGGGAGGGGGUUUUGUUGAGGGAUGUGUUGAGGGAUGCUGGAUUGAAGGUUAAGGAUCCUUCUACGGCUACCGCUGUUGUCCAACACGCUUCCACCACCUCCUCCGCCUCCAACGAAGAAGAAGACCCCCUCCCCUCCCAAAAAGACCUCCACGUCCAAUUCUCCGCCCUCGAAGCCUACGGCGCCUCCAUCCCCCUCACCAAAGCCCUCGAUCCCACCGGUGACGUCCUCCUUGCCUUCGGCAUGAACGGUUCCGCCUUACCCCGCGACCACGGAUACCCCUUGAGAGCCAUCGUCCCGGGUCAUGUAGCUGCUCGUUCGGUCAAGUGGCUCAACAAGAUUGUUGUGAGCGAUGAGGAAAGUUUGAGUCAGUGGCAACGAAGAGAUUAUAAAAGCUUUGGACCGAACGAGGGCGCGAAUCCGGAUUGGGACAGGGCGAAGAGCAUACAGGAGAUGCCGGUUACCAGUGCUAUUACGGGGGUUUGGGUGGGUAGUGAUUGUUUGAGGAGUAAGAACAAGCAGGAGAAGGGGGUAGGGCAGAAGACGGUCGAUUUGGCGGGUGUGGAUGGGCUGAAGGUUGGGUGUACUAAGACUACCACCACCACUGCUACCCCUUCAUCAUCCCAACCCUCAUCCCCCACUACCGAAAGCAACGGCAAAAUCCCCAUCGCAAUGCAAGGCUACGCCUACUCAGGCGGCGGCCGCGCCAUCGCUCGCGUGGACGUCUCCCUCGACAACGGCCGAACAUGGGACCAAGCCGAGUUAAUCGACGACUGCAGCAACCCCGCGACUCCUUGCUACGGGAACAAGACGUGGACUUGGAAGCGGUGGAAGUAUUAUUCCCACCUGCCGCCCUCUGUCCUUCCCUCUUCACUCCCCUCCACCAGCGCCUCCCCCAAAAAUGAGGGAGAGGGAAAGAAGGAAGAAAACAAAAACUGCACAACCCUAAUAGUAAAAGCCGUCGACGAAGCUUACAACACCCAACCCGAGUCUCACGCCGGUAUCUACAACGUGCGAGGAAACCUGGCCACGGCCUGGCAUCGCGUUAGGAUUUGUCCGCAGUGCGUGGCUUGUCCUGAUGGUGCAGGUGGAGGGAAAGGAGUUAAGUGGAUGACGGGCAAGGUGAUUGGGUGUGGGUUUGAGAAGGAAGUGGAGGAGGCUAGGGAGAGGAAGAUUGAUGAGGGGAAGAAGAAGGAGGGGAAGGAGGGGAAGGAGGGGAAGGAGGGUGAGGUGAAAGAGGGGAAUGCGGUUGGGACUGCUGCUGGGAGGCCGGGGAAGUAA